Gavia stellata (red-throated loon) is the source of this 577-nucleotide messenger RNA. RefSeq names its product cysteine rich hydrophobic domain 2 (gene CHIC2). Bases 1 to 498 code for a protein of 165 amino acids. The transcript has 6 exons. Lineage: Eukaryota; Metazoa; Chordata; Aves; Gaviiformes; Gaviidae. The record is from RefSeq and is a predicted model, not a curated record.
AUGGCGGACUUUGACGAGAUCUACGAGGAGGAGGAGGACGAGGAGCGGGCGCUGGAGGAGCAGCUCCUCAAGUACUCCCCCGACCCGGUGGUGGUGCGCGGCUCCGGCCAUGUCACCGUGUUUGGACUAAGCAACAAAUUUGAAGCAGAAUUUCCUUCAUCUUUAACUGGAAAGGUUGCACCUGAAGAAUUUAAAGCCAGCAUCAGUAGAGUUAACAGUUGUCUUAAGAAGAACCUUCCAGUUAAUGUACGAUGGCUACUAUGUGGAUGCCUUUGCUGCUGCUGCACUUUAGGUUGUAGUAUGUGGCCAGUUAUCUGCCUCAGUAAAAGAACACGAAGAUCGAUUGAGAAGUUAUUAGAAUGGGAAAACAAUAGGUUAUACCACAAGCUGUGCUUGCAUUGGAGACUAAGCAAAAGGAAAUGUGAAACGAAUAACAUGAUGGAAUAUGUCAUCCUUAUAGAAUUUUUACCAAAGACACCGAUUUUUCGACCAGAUUAGCAUUUGAUUUAUUUAUAGAGACUUAUUCAAGUAUGUUGUCUUUCCAAUGGUGCCUUGCUUGGUGCUCUCCUGGUGGUGA